AACAUAAACAAAAGAAAAAAAAAUGGGUAGGAGAAAGAUUAAGAUGGAGAAAGUGCAAGACACAAACACAAAGCAAGUCACGUUUUCAAAACGUAGAAUUGGUUUGUUCAAGAAAGCUGGUGAGCUUGCGACUCUGUGCAACGCCGAGGUUGGUAUCAUGGUCUUCUCUCCUGGAAACAAACCUUACCCCUACGGGAGUCCGAGCUUCGAACUGGUUGCAGAGCGUUACAACAACGAGUCAGAAGACUCGGAUAGCUGUGAGACAUCAGGCAACGGUAGAGGCAACAGAGCUAGGCAAGAGAAGAGGAUAUGCAAACGUCUCAACUCGAUCAUGGAGCAAGUUGAAGCUGAGAAGAAACGAGGGGAAGAUUUUGAGCAUCAGCUUGAAACUGCCGGUGGAGAAGAGAAGUUCGACAAACCCAUUGAGGAGCUUUCUCUUGAGGAGCUUGAGGAGUAUGAAGGUAAGAUGAUGGACAUGCUUGGUAGUAUUCAAGGUAACAUUAGUGGUAUGGAAGUUUCGUCUACUCUUCUGAUUAUGUCUAAGGAUACUCAAAAUAAGUAGACAGAGAUAUCGUUGUGUUGCUGAUCUUUUAAAGUCUUUGUUUCCUUUUGCUUUAUGUUAAGACAUGUAAUAAACUGGUUAAGAUCUAU
This is a messenger RNA of Brassica oleracea var. oleracea, 651 nucleotides long. RefSeq names its product agamous-like MADS-box protein AGL61. Bases 23 to 562 code for a protein of 179 amino acids. Gene Ontology annotation, molecular function: RNA polymerase II cis-regulatory region sequence-specific DNA binding; protein dimerization activity; DNA-binding transcription factor activity, RNA polymerase II-specific. NCBI's taxonomy places the organism in Eukaryota, Viridiplantae, Streptophyta, Magnoliopsida, Brassicales, Brassicaceae. The transcript has a single exon. Gene Ontology annotation, biological process: positive regulation of transcription by RNA polymerase II. The record is from RefSeq and is a predicted model, not a curated record.